GCUUUUUUGCAAGUAAAAAAAAAUAACUGCAAAAGAAAGGUCUACCACUGAGAGAAAACAUAAAGUUUAGCAAAGUAAAACUUCAGCCGCAUUAACUUUGCAACACAUUUCCCUUUGCGCUGCUCCUUUAAAUCCGCGUUUCAGUCAUCCGUGCCUUUGCAGUGCAAGCUUUCCUUUGCGCUUCAUUUUUUCUUUGCGCCUCGCUUUGUGUCCCUGAUUUGACGUGGGGGAGGGGUCAAGAGGUUGAGGUGUGUACAAGGGACGAAGGCGCGUCCUUCUUGUUACGUCAUCAGCGCGAGCCCCAGAGCCCUGACCGAGUGGAUCGAUCGAAAUGGCGGAGCAGAGACAUGCGGGUGAUGGAUCACAGAUCUUUUCCUGGGAUGUUUAAAAAAGCAAAGAAGAAAACUCCAAAUCAACAAAUACAUGUGAAAGCCACACCUUGGAAACCAUUUGCUGUUUCCAUAUAUUUAAUGAGCAGCAACACUGACACCUCACCCACACCUUCUGAAGAGCUUGAACUACUCCAGGCCGGACUAGGAAAACGGGUGAUUACAAUUUCAUCCAAUGUGAACCAUUCGGAUGUGGGAAUGGAAGAAGAAAGCUUACUGUUGUUCCUCCAGACUCAGAGGGUUAUACAGGCAGCCUUCUCAAAAUGGCUACCACUGCUGGAAAAAACAGCACUGUAUAUGGUCCCUCUUCAAGAUGAGUUAUGUCUUGAUCCACUGCCAUUCUCAGCAGAAGAGUUUGCGAAGAUGCCAAAGGUUGAGUGUCGUACUUGUAAAACCACAAUGCCACUACCAGUUUUGUACUUGCAUGUUAAAUCUUGUGGUGGCUGCACACAGUCCGCUAAUGAUGAGACUACUGAAGAUGAUGAUGAGGAUGUAAAAGUAGUUGGUGAGAUUACCAGAGCAGUUACCCCUACAGCCCCAGCUUCUAUACACACACCCACCACUUCAAUACAAACUUGUUCUCCUACACCCACCACAAGUUUUGAGGAUGAGGGACAGUGUCCCAUUUGUUUAGACACAUUUUCACAGACAGAGUUGCCCAUGCAUGCAAGUGUAUGUGGAGAUAGUACAUUACAGACACUGGAUUAUGAGAGCAGUCCUCCGUGUGGCACACCUGUACAGCAAAACCAAGGCCCAGACAUGAAAUGUCCAGAUGAUGUAUUGCGUUUGUUGGCAAGUAGGGUAGAUGACAGCAAGGAUUUCAAGAUCUGUGUUUCUCGAACUGACUUCUAUCAAAGAGCUAUGGUGCAGUGGCAAAGACAAAAGAGAGGAACCCCGGGCAAUACUUUGCGUGUAACAUUUUUGGGGGAAGCAGGUGUUGACACAGGUGCCAUUCGUAAGGAAUUUCUUUCAGAUUUGAUUGGUGAGAUUGAGAAACACCUCUUUGAGCACAGAGGACACCAGAGAGGGAAGAGCCCCAUCUACUCCCUAAGUAAUAUGGAGAAGGGAUUUUUUAGGACAGCUGGAGAAGUGUUUUCUGUUAGUCUCGCUCAGGGUGGGCCUGCCCCCCGUUUCUUGAGGCCGUGGUGCUUUGAUUAUCUCUCAUCUGGAGACUUGGAUGAAUCAACUCUAACUAUAGAUGAUGUGGACGAUGCUGAACUUUAUCAUUUGAUUAAAAAGGUGGAGGAAGAAGAAACCGAUCUCUCUGCAUGGAAUGAUCAAAUAAUUAACUGUGGUUUUACUGGGGCCGUUAAACCUGAGAACAAAGAGGCCAUAAUAAGAUCAAUUGUGCUUCAUGCAACUCUACGUUUGGUCCCUUUGUUGAAGCAAAUCCGAAAAGGUCUUGAAGUCUACAAUUUUGUAGACAUUCUGGAAAACCAUUCAGGACUUUGCCACCAGUUCUUUGUCCCUGAUGUGGUGGAUGAUGAUGAUAAGGCUGAUGCAGACUUCAUCAUGCAGAACAUUCUUCCGAAAAUGUCGGAGAAGGGAUCAGUACGAGAGACUUAUGAAACAGCUAUAAUCAACUUUCUGCAAGACUUUCUCCAAGAAAUUGAAAGCUGUGAGGAUAACCCUGACGGAGACAUCCUGCCCUUAACUGUCCCCGGUGUUAUGCAAUGGCUCACUGGCCAGGGACACAAACCUCUUCUAAUGUCAGAACUUAAAGAAUUCAAAAUUUCUCUUCAUUUUGACCAUGAGUGUAUGCAGAGGAUGCCAGAACAUAAAAUAUGCUUCCCAGUUGUAAGUGCCUGUGCCAGAAAAAUUACAUUUCCCACAGUACACAUGGGUGACUACAGUUCUUUUAAGUCAGUCAUGUUGCAAGCCAUUCAAUUUGACAACGGUUUUAACAGAAUUUAAAAUGCUACUAAAUGUAUGGAAUUGUACAUGUUCGGGAAAAAAAAACUUUUAUACAUUGGCAAAUGUUCUUUAUGGUUUUGAAAUUUACUGUGUAUCUGUAGAGAACACAACGUGUUACAUAUUGUAAAAUUUGAUAUCUUAAUGCAUGUGUUUAGAGAACACGUUGUUAUAAGAGCCUUUUUCUUAAAUAUAGCAAAUACAGAAAAUAAAACAAGCAUGCAAUGUCAA
Carassius auratus (goldfish) is the source of this 2531-nucleotide messenger RNA. RefSeq lists its product as uncharacterized. The record is from RefSeq and is a predicted model, not a curated record. The transcript has 13 exons. Lineage: Eukaryota; Metazoa; Chordata; Actinopteri; Cypriniformes; Cyprinidae. Gene Ontology annotation, molecular function: ubiquitin-protein transferase activity. The coding region runs from base 348 to 2303 and encodes 651 amino acids.